This is a messenger RNA of Ilex paraguariensis (yerba mate), 342 nucleotides long. The record is from the annotation of a GenBank genome assembly. Lineage: Eukaryota; Viridiplantae; Streptophyta; Magnoliopsida; Aquifoliales; Aquifoliaceae.
AUGGAGUGCAUGGCUCAAGAGCCUGUACUUUUUGAGGACAUUUUGUGUCAGAUAGUUGACAUGAUUGGACCAGAGAACGAAAGCUAUCUUACAUUACGUGACUUGAAGGGUAGCAGACUUUCAGGCAGUGUUUUCAAUAUUCUUUUUAACCUCAAUAAAUUCAUGGCCUUCGAAACACGAGACCCAUUUCUGAUUCGUCAGGAGCGCGAGAACCCAACAUUGACAGAGUGGGAUCGCUUUGCACACCGUGAAUACAUUAGGCUUUCAAUGGAGGAAGAUGCUGAAGAUGCCUCCAAUGGAAGUGCUGACGUAUGGGAUGAAUCACUUGAGGCUCCCUUUUGA